AUGGAUGUUCCUCAUCAGGCCCUGGACCUAACGGUCCUCGGUUUAAAUAGUGGUACCUCGAUGGAUGGCAUUGAUUGCGCCCUUUGCCAUUUUCACCAGGAAACACCGGAGUCUGCGAUGCGUUUCGAACUCCUCAAGUACGGCGAGAUCCCUCUAGAGCCCACCAUCAAGAGCCGAGUCAUGAACAUAAUCCUUCACAACAAGACUUCCCCAUCAGAAUUAUCUGAAAUCAACGUGAUCCUCGGCGAGACCUUCGCAUCCGCCGUCCUCCAAUCCUGCAAAUCCCACGACAUCGACAUCUCCACCAUCGACAUCGUGGGAUCCCACGGCCAGACCAUCUGGCUGCUCUCCAUGCCGGAAACAGGCCAAGUCCGAAGCGCCCUCACCAUGGCCGAAGGCUCCUUCAUCGCCUCUCGCACCAGCAUCACCACCGUCACGGACUUCCGCGUCAGCGACCAGGCAGCAGGUCGACAAGGCGCCCCGUUGAUCGCCUUCUUCGAUGCCCUGCUCCUCCACCAUCCCACGAAGCUCCGCGCGUGCCAGAACAUCGGCGGUAUCGCCAACGUCUGCUUCAUCCCGCCCGACACCCACGGCGGCGUGAGCGAGUGCUACGAUUUCGAUACCGGGCCAGGGAACGUGUACAUAGACGCCGUGGUACGACACUACACACAGGGGUCACGGGAAUUCGACAAGGACGGCGAGAUGGGCGCCCGCGGCACAGUGGACCAGACGCUCGUGGACGAGUUCCUGAACCAUCCGUACUUCCAACUCGACCCACCCAAAACCACCGGCCGCGAGGUCUUCCGUGAUACCCUAGCCUUCGACCUUAUCCGGAAAGCCGAGGAACGGGGCCUAUCGCCUAACGACGUCGUCGCGACCGUCACCCGCAUCACGGCCCAGGCUAUCGUCGACCAUUAUCGGCGGUAUGCACCUGCUGGGAUGGACAUCAAAGAGCUGUUCAUGUGCGGUGGCGGCGCGUAUAACCCGAACAUCACGGCGUAUAUCCAGAAGAAUUACCCCAAGACAAAGAUCUGCAUGCUAGAUGAUGCUGGGAUACCCGCCGGGGCGAAGGAAGCUAUCACGUUUGCGUGGCAGGGCAUGGAGGCUAUCGUGGGCCGUUCGAUUCCUGUGCCGACGCGCGUGGAAACCCGUCGGGAGUAUGUGCUGGGCAAGAUCUCUCCGGGGAAGAAUUAUCGGGAGGUCAUGAGGAAGGGGGCACUCUUUGGAGUAGGGAGAGCUGAACUACCCCCGGUGCAGGAGUUGGUGAAUUACGUGGAUGGGAAGAUAUUUGAUAACAAAUGGUAG
Molecule: messenger RNA, 1305 nt
Organism: Aspergillus melleus
Lineage: Eukaryota; Fungi; Ascomycota; Eurotiomycetes; Eurotiales; Aspergillaceae
Product: UPF0075 domain protein
Exons: 3
Coding region: 1-1305 (434 amino acids)
Biological process (GO): peptidoglycan turnover; amino sugar metabolic process
Molecular function (GO): phosphotransferase activity, alcohol group as acceptor; ATP binding
Source: RefSeq, a predicted model, not a curated record